Molecule: messenger RNA, 4236 nt
Organism: Siniperca chuatsi (mandarin fish)
Lineage: Eukaryota; Metazoa; Chordata; Actinopteri; Centrarchiformes; Sinipercidae
Product: caspase recruitment domain-containing protein 10
Exons: 24
Coding region: 157-3300 (1047 amino acids)
Biological process (GO): regulation of apoptotic process
Molecular function (GO): protein binding
Source: RefSeq, a predicted model, not a curated record
CAGUUACAGUCAUUCUGUGGGUAGUGUGAGAGACAGCACAACCAUAGGUAUACAAGCAUUAAAAAACAGUGCUGAUGAAACUCUGCGUCAUUGUCUUGAAGUACCAGAUCAGUCAGGUUUCCUUUCACAGGGCUGGUGACAAACCUGCUCUCCUCCAUGGCAGUCCUACAACACAAUGCUGUCUCUUCUGUAGUUUUACAAGGUGUCACAGUUUGGGAAGAGGAGGGGGACACAGAUCAGGAGGAGGUGCGAUCUUCUCCCCCCUGGUCAGAGGAGCGCUGUGAGGAGCUUUGGGAUCGUGUGGAGGGGGUACGGCACAAGCUCACACGCAUCCUCCACCCGGCCAAACUCACCCCAUACCUGCGGCAGUGCAAGGUCAUCGAUGAACAGGAUGAAGACGAGGUGCUCAACUCCACACAGUACCCACUGCGCAUCAGCAAGGCCGGUCGUUUGCUGGACAUUCUGCGUGGUCAGGGCCAACGAGGACUUCAAGCCUUCAUGGAAUCACUGGAGUUUUACCACCCAGAGCAGUACACACAGCUGACUGGAGAACAGCCCACACAGCGAUGCUCCCUCAUACUGGAUGAGGAAGGUCCAGAGGGUUUGACCCAGUUCCUGCUUCUGGAGGUGCGUAAACUGAGGGAGCAGCUUCGAAACAGCCGUCUGUGUGAGCGACGCCUGUCUCAGCGCUGCCGGAUGGCGGAGGAAGAACGCGGCCGUGCUGAACGUAAAGCUCAGGAGUUACGUCACGACAGACUGCAGCUAGAGAGGCUGCGUCAAGACUGGGAGUCGGCCAGUCGAGAGCUGGGCAAGCUCAAGGACAGACACCUGGAGCAGGCUGUGAAGUACUCCAGGGCCCUGGAGGAACAAGGCAAGGCCUCCAGCCGUGAGAGAGAACUACUGAGGCAGGUAGAGGAACUAAAAUCGAGGUUGACAGAGGAAGAGAAACAAACAAUCGAUACGCCAGGGUAUAAUACGCCAGCAAAAAGUACCAGUUUGUUCUCUAAUGAAGUAAAUGGUUCUGCACCUGCUUUACCAGAAAAGCCGCUACACUGUACUGACGUUCAGAAAGCUGAGAAUAAAGGAACUCAGAUGAGGGACUCGGUUCCUGCCACUGGAGUCAUAGCUCUGAUGGAUAUCCUGCAGCAGGACCGCAGGGAGUCUGCAGAGCAAAGGCAGGAGCUCUGUGAUAUCAUUACCAGAGUGCAGGGGGAGUUACAGAGCACUGAGGAGCACAGGGACAAGCUGGAGUCGCAGUGCAAGCAGCUGCAGCUGAAGGUGAGAACUCUCCAGCUGGACUGGGAGACUGAGCAGAAGAGGAGUGUGUCCUAUUUCAACCAGAUCAUGGAACUGGAGAAGGAGAGAGACCAGGCUCUACACAGUCGAGACAGCCUGCAGCUGGAGUACACUGACUGUCUGCUGGAUAAGAACCGUCUGCGUAAAAGCAUUGCAGAGCUGCAGGCCAACAUGGAGCAGCAGCAGAGGGAGCUGGAGAGAGAGAGGGAGAGGAGCCGGGAGCAAAUGGAGCAGAGCAGCCCCUGUCCCCACUGUUCCCACCUGUCCCUGUGCAGUGAGGAUCAGUGCUACGGCCCCUGCUGUUCCCUCGGCCUGGACAUGCGACCCCCGGCCAAUAGCACCCGCCUGCUGCUACGAAAGAUGCCUUCUAGAGGCCAAGCCAAUGAAAACUCGGAGGAUUCUCGUUCCACCUCAGAGGAGAAUCUCUUUUCGUCAACAGAAGACAAUGAAAAGGAAAUAAAUCGGCUCUCCACGUUCCCCUUUCCUCCUUGUAUGAACUCCAUCAACCGACGAUUCAACACAGAGUUUGACUUGGAAUCCGGGGGCAGUGAUGAGAAUGAUAACAUUACAGGUGAGCAGAGUGAACCAUCUUUGUGGGAUUCCUGGAACUCCCUACACUCUCAUCUCUUCCCCCCUGACCUGGUCAACCUGCCUGCAGUCUCUUCACACCAACCCAAUCCCAGUGUUCCCAGGAUACCCCCCCGCUCCCCGUCUUCAAGCCCCCCCACCUCACCAAAGUACCGAAGAGCCAGUCUAGCUGACGAUAUUACGAUAGUCGGAGGAAAUGUAACAGGGAUCUUUGUCAGCCACGUAAGACCUGGUUCCGCAGCCGAACAAUGCGGACUGAAGGAGGGCAGUGAGCUGCUGGAGCUCGACCGGGUUCUGUUUGGUGGGGGCAGUGUGCUGCUGGCCCAGUGCACUGCUGAGGUAGCCCACUUUUCUCUGCAGUGGUGGACCGAGCCUUCAACACUCAAACACCAGAGUAACCCAGAGGCAUACUCCAAGCUGUGCUCCCAGAUCUCGUCGCCUACUUUUGUGGGUGCUGACUCCUUCUAUGUGCGUGUCAAUCUCAACAUGGAGCCUCACGGUGACCCGCCGUCUCUGGGUGUGUCCUGUGAUGACAUUAUACAUGUCACAGACACAAGGUACAACGGAAAGUACCAUUGGCACUGUUCCCUGGUGGACCCUCGCACAGCCAAGCCCCUGCAGGCAGGAACCAUGCCCAACUACAACAGGGCACAACAGUUGUUACUUGUAAGGCUACGAAAAAUGGCCCUGGAGCAAAAGGACUUAAAGAAGAAGGUGUUCUUGAAGAAAGCACCUGGACGUGUACGAUUGGUCAAGGCAGUAGACCCUGGAUGCCGUGGGAUUGGUUCCACACAGCAGGUCCUUUACACACUGAGCAAACGUCACGAGGAGCACUUGAUCCCGUACAGUGUAGUGCAGCCUGCGCGGGUUCAGACUAAGCGGCCGGUCAUCUUCUCCCCCUCGCUUCUCUCCCGUGGUCUCAUAGAGAGGCUGCUGCAACCAGCAGAGUCUGGUUUGAAGUUCAACACCUGCCCACCAGAGCCCAUCCAGGCUUCAGAGAGACGAGACAAGAGAGUGUUCUUGUUGGAUUCCUGCAGUCCAGAGCAGCCUCUGGGCAUACGGCUCCAGUCAAUACAGGAUGUCAUCAGCCAGGACAAGCACUGCCUGCUGGAGCUGGGGCUGCCCAGUGUUGAGGGCUUAUUAAGACAGGGGAUUUACCCUAUCGUCAUCCAUAUCCACCCUAAGAACAAAAAGCACAAGAAGCUGAGGAAGUUUUUUCCACGGUGUGGAGAGGAAAGCAUAAUGGAGGAGGUGUGCCACGCCGAGGAGCUGCAGCUGGAGACACUGCCCCUGCUUUACUACACCCUGGAGCCCAACACCUGGAGCAGCACCGAUGAGCUGCUGGCAGCCAUACGCAACGCCAUCCACAGCCAGCAGAGUGCAGUAGCAUGGGUCGAACUGGAUAGGCUUCAGUAGAGAUACAGAAUGUGGAUAUUCACAGGGCAAAUUAGAUUCUCAUGUCCUUGAAUAAACAAUGUGGGUGCUGCCAGCAGGCACCAAACCACAGCCAGAUUUCUAUAGAGGAUUAGAUCAUCCUACCACUCUAAGUGAGUGGACCAAGAUCAACUUUGGACCUACUUGGAAUCUCAAAGGAGGCCAAAUUAGGCCUAUGUACAUGCAUGCAAACAGGAAUUUCAUAAUUCUCAUCUAUAUAGCCAAGCUGGACUGGCUAUAAUGACAGAAUAGUGAAACAUUUUUUAAACUAAAACAGAUUUGCACGACACAACAAGGACGGUACAUGUCUGUAGUUAGCUGUUUUUAUCAACAAGAAUUAUGCCAUGUUACUUUAUUUUUUUACCAUUCAGACAGCUUACUUACAGUUUUAGUAUAUAACUGUACUUUCAAAAUGAUGCUUUGAUCACACAAGGUGCUCAUUUUUAAGGCAUUUGGGUCACUGGUCAUUCAGUUAUGUUGUGAGUGAAAAGUUAAGCUGCGAGGACACAAAGAGGGACGUAGGAUAUAGGUGAAGGGGAUUGUGGUAUGUUGUAAGCAGGGAUGUAGUGCAAAUCUGUUUAUCCACAUUUUGUACUUGCAAUAAAGACUGUGUCCUUCUUUUUGGGCUGACAUAAUCUUUAAGACUUAAACCAAUUUUACAGAUCAUACUUAAAAGUAUCAAACUGAUAUAAGUGCAGUUAUAUGAACACAGAUUAAAAGAGGAAAACUAUACAUUUCUGGAUAUUUUUAGGUGGGCUAAUGACUGAAAGUCAGCAGGUGCUGCAUUUUUAUUCACACUACAUUGUACAACAGAAGCUGUAGUUCACUGUGACCAAAUGGUGAUGUUUUUUUACUGCCAAUUCUUUUUUUUUUCUUUGGUAACCAGUUUAAAAAAUAAAUUCAUACAAAAAUAAUUGA